UAAUGUUUAAACAUCUUACAGUAUAUAGAAAUCCGGUAACAUUUACUUUUUCCCACCAGGGCAAAAAGACAGCAAGCAGUUAAAAAAAUUCAGAAGAUAUGGUGGACGCACAUGACAAAAAGACUAUUUAAACUUCUGAAACAUACAAUUCGUGCAGCGGAGCAUUGUAUUAGCUAUGACAUUUUAAAAAGAGUGAGUCCUUUGGAGGCUGAACUUCUUAAAGAACCUACUAUUCAGUAUAAAGUCCGAUUCAGAUUUGCUGGGUCUGAUUUCCCCCCUUUUAUUGUAUUCAAGAUAUUUUCUAAAACAGGAACCCGAAGCAACCAAUACAUCAGUGGAAAAAGAGUAAUAACAUUGGCAAGUAAGGCAGCUGCUGAUGCUUGCAAAUUAAUGGGAUAUCGGACAUAUUAUAAUCAGAUUCUUCAAGAUGAACUUCAGUAUAAAAUGCAUGGAAUAACAGAGGAAAUAGACAUUGCUACAGUAAGAGACUACAUGCAAUAUGCCAGUCAUAUGGAUGAAACUCCAGCUUAUUAUGGUGGCAGACAUAAUUGUUGGCGAAGGCUGACAUUGGAAAAUCUGCCUAGAGCAAUGAUAUUGUAUGACAUCAUGGAUUAUGCCCAGUCUGGGAAGCUGUCUGCUAGACUUAGAGCGGAACUUCCAUUUCUGUUGCUGAAACCACAGAAUGAAGAAACAAGUCGUGCUCAAAUCUUGGCUGUUUGUCAAAUUAGGUCUCUGUCAUCUGGUCCCAUAACCACCUCCCCAUCAAGACGAGAACGAAAGGCAGCCCAGAGGACAUCAGAACGUCGCUCUAAUCAAGCUAGGCAGAAGAUUGCAAAAAUGAAAGAAGUUUAUAGAGCUGUGAAAGAAGAAGAGGACCUAAGUAGUCCUUCUUUGAGUGAUCAUUCGGCUGGAGAUGCAAGGACCGAACAUCUAUUUGCUAUUGAAGACUGGGAGCAAGAAGCAGUAAGGCUUUAUGACUGGACCAGAUCACUCCAAACUGAAGAUAUUUGGGAAGAUUAAUCAGUGAUAAAUUUAUUUUUCCUUUAAGCUUCCUCCAUUUCAACCAUAUGGUUGUAGCAACCAUUGAAAUUUUUCUUCCCCAUAUAGUUUUUUGCUCUUGAUGUGCAGACAUGACCAUGGCAGAUGAAUAUGCACAAUUCUCUGGCUUCAGGAAAUUCCUAACAAAACAAGUUACUGUUGAUAGAUGUGAUGAUAUUAUGUGAGAAGAAGAAAAUGGUAUAGCCAACCAGCACAUGCAUCUUUACAAGCAGUAACUUGAGGCAUCUGGAUGGGAAAUAAUAGAAAGAGGUUGAUAAAUAUUAAGGGUUACUGAAGAAGUGCUUCACAGCAUGCAUUAGUAUGAAGGAAGCAUCUUUGAAAUACUGAAAUCACCAGGUCUUUCACAAGACUUACACAGCUGCUUCAAAAGUGGCUUCCAGUUGUUUCUGCAUACAUGCACUGCAACCCUUCCACUCAGUCAACCAGCAAAACAUGGCUGUGCAUGCUUAUCCAUGUAAGACAUCUGAGAACAGCUUUCAAAACAGCCACAUGGGCCUUGCAAAGAUUGCCACUAGUUUAAUGCUCUGAAGAGAAGUAAUUCCUUCAGUCAAUAAGGGUGCCAUAAAUUUUUGCAAAAUAAAAUAAAUUGGCUCCAACACACAUUAUGAAACAAUUCUUUUAAAUGCUUUGCACAGCCAUAGUAAGUUAGUUUUAGUAUAUCAAUGGACAGUAUAUAGCCAAAGCUAAGCACUUUUAAAUAUUGCUUUCAAAGAGAAAGUACAGCACCCUUACUUUCUCCCAUCAAAGUUAUUAGGGCUCUAAAGUGGUCAAAUUUCAUUAGACUGUCAAAAUUUACAACUGGCCCAAACUGUUCUAUUUGCAUUUCAGCUCAGCAUUGUACUACUGAGUAUGUUCACAAGUAAGCCAAUAUAUAUGACUUUAAGAACAUGAAACAUUAGGCAUAAGAAUGGCAAAAGAACAAAAAGAAUGGAAAAGCUAUAAUGAAAAUUAAAAAUAUUUUAUUUACAUUCUUAUUUAUAUACAAUUUUUACACCUUGCUUAAAAACAGAAUAGAGUAUAUAUGCAUGGCUGAACAAAAUGCAUUCACAGGAUGAGUCAGAUUAACGUUCGCAGAGAAGUAGAAAGAAAAAAAUGCUUUUUAAAAAAUUUAAAAGAUUGCAGUUUUACAACUGCUUCAGGAAAAUUAUUACAACUGCACAGUGCAUAUUUGAGCAAAGUAUUCCAAUUUACUGUAGCACAAUUCAAAGGUAACUUCAAAUUAACAUGAAAACAUUUUAUUAGAUACGUUGCAAAGCAACACUGGAUAUGCAUAAAUAAUCAUCCUGCAACAGCAGCUCCUCUAACUUGUUACUAUAUUCUCAAAAUUUAUUUGGUGUGGUAUUUGAAAUUCUAGUUAUAAAACUUACAUAUGAAAUUUAAUCCUAAUUAAAACUUACUAAUAUAAUUCAGAAUAAGUAGUCCUGAUUAUCGUUCAAAUGUAUGUAUGUGUCCCUUUCUAUAGUAGUUGAAUAAACUUUAUAAUUACUAUGAUGCCAUAAAACAGGGGAAAAACAUUUUCUGGUGUGGAACUUGAAGCAAAUUUUGUUUUCAGGUAUUGGCCCUUAUUUCCUUUUCUUGUUUAUACCCAUGGUAGGAGUGAUAUUGUUGAAUUGUGUACAGACAUUCUCAUUUCAGAAAUGGAAUUAAAAAAUAAAAGCCUUC
This is a messenger RNA of Candoia aspera, 2721 nucleotides long. It is a transcript of the gene C5HXorf58, whose product is annotated as chromosome 5 CXorf58 homolog. The record is from RefSeq and is a predicted model, not a curated record. Bases 112 to 1020 code for a protein of 302 amino acids. The transcript has 7 exons. NCBI's taxonomy places the organism in Eukaryota, Metazoa, Chordata, Lepidosauria, Squamata, Candoiidae.